This is a messenger RNA of Oncorhynchus tshawytscha (Chinook salmon), 2362 nucleotides long. Its product is annotated as Golgi resident protein GCP60. Gene Ontology annotation, cellular component: Golgi membrane. Gene Ontology annotation, molecular function: fatty-acyl-CoA binding. NCBI's taxonomy places the organism in Eukaryota, Metazoa, Chordata, Actinopteri, Salmoniformes, Salmonidae. Bases 51 to 1670 code for a protein of 539 amino acids. The transcript is spliced from 8 exons. The record is from RefSeq and is a predicted model, not a curated record.
AAUUAAAUCGGAAGUAAGUACGUGGCCGCUUCAGGCAGCUCAUAUUCUGCAUGAUGGCGACAGAGGUUCAGAGCGGCGACCUCAACAAUGGCAGUUCUAGCCGGCUCGAAGUCUCAAUCGAUGGCCUCACCCUUAGCCCGGAUCCCGAGGGCGAGCAGGAGCAAGUCUUUGAACCGGACCCCGUGCCCGCGGAGCAGGAGACCGGGGACCAGAGCACCGCCGAAGCCACCGACGAUGGGCAGGAAGGCGAGUCUGCCAAAACCACGAUAGAGAGGAAAUGGGGCUUUGGUUUGCUGGAGCUAUACGGACUAGCAUUGAAAUUCUUCAAAGAUAAGGAUGGGAAGGCCUUUCACCCCACCUAUGAGGAGAAGCUUCGUCUGGUGGCCCUCCACAAGCAGGUGUUACUGGGGCCAUACAACCUCGACGCCUCUCCAGAGGUGGGCUUCUUUGACGUCCUGGGCAAUGACCGCAGGAAAGAGUGGGCUGCUCUGGGUAACAUGGAGAAGGAGGAGGCCAUGGUGGAGUUUGUCAAGCUGUUGAACAAAUGCUGUAAUUUAUUCGCUCCUUACGUCACCUCCCACCAAAUAGAGAAGAAGGAGCAGGAAAGGAAACGGAGGGAGGAGGAGGAACGACAGCACCGGGAGGAUGAAGAGCGGGAACGACAGAGACAGGAGGAGGAGAGGCGGAGGCUUGAGGAGGAGGAGAGGCUGAAGAGGGAGGAGGAGGAAAGGAGACAGUUGGAUGAGGAGAGGCUACGGGUGGAGCAGCAUAAACAGCAGAUCAUGGCAGCAUUGAAUGCCCAGACAGCGGUGCAGUUUCAGCAAUAUGCUGCCCAACAGUAUCCAGAGAGCCCUGAGCAGCAGCUGGGUCUCAUACGCCAGCUGCAGGAACAACACUACCAACAGUACAUGCAGCAGCUCUACCAAGUCCAGCUGGCUCAGCAACAGGCAGCCUUACAGAAGCAGCAGGAGGAUGCGGUGGUGCAGACUACCCUGGAGGUCACAACUGAGCCUUCAGCUGCAGUGCCCCCGGCUAGAGAGGAGGUCCCCAUGCUCAACGGCCAGUCAGACUCCCACUCUGAGAGCAUGGACAAAGAGCCAGAACCCCUCGAGCCUGCCGACGAGGCCACUGAAAAUGGACCCAUGGGUACACGCACGCAUCGACCAGCAGACUCUUCCCCGGUCAUCGCGGCUCCCUCCAUGUGGACGCGGCCCCAGAUCAAGGACUUCAAGGAGAAGAUCCGACAGGACGUGGACAGUGUGAUCACGGUGGGGCGUGGCGAGGUGGUGACGGUGCGCGUGCCCACCCACGAGGAGGGCUCCUACCUUUUCUGGGAGUUCGCCACGGACCACUACGACAUCGGCUUCGGGGUCCUCUUCGAGUGGACUGAUGCCACCAACGCCUCGGUCAGCGUGCACGUCAGCGAGUCAAGCGACGAAGACGAUGAUGAGGAAGGGGAACCUCCCAGGGAGGGGGUGAAGCUUAAGAAGGGGGCAGGGAAGCCCCAGGUGGAUGAGAUAGUGCCGGUGUACCGGCGGGACUGUCACGAGGAGGUCUACGCUGGCAGUCACCAAUACCCUGGCCGUGGAGUCUACCUGCUCAAGUUCGACAACUCCUACUCUCUCUGGAGGUCCAAGAGCGUCUACUACAGAGUCUACUACACCAGAUAAGCCUGGAGAUGGACUGGGGGAGGGUGGCUUGUGUCUGUACGUUAAGAGAGGGGGAGGGGGGGUGAGAGGAUCUGUUCUGGACAAGACCACCAGAGGGUGACAGAAAUGUCAGACUCAGUUUGGAGAUGGGAACUUCUAUCUGUUUGUGUGUGUGCAUACACCUCGUCGGAGUUGGGGGGGAAGUUAACGCUGUAGUCUAUUCGCCGACCUGUAUUUUCUCUCUGAGACCACCUCUAGGACUCUGUUGUAUUAAUGUCUUUCUUCCCUGCACAAAGGUCAUCUAACCCACAGUCUAUGUUCUGUCAUGUCAUGUCAUUGUUAUGGCUGUGCUUCUAUCUGACUGAGACGCUUCUUAACCGGAGUUUACAUUUUUCAAGCCCACCAUGGGUCAACACAGAGCUGAAGUUCAUACAGGGUUUUGUCCAAUGAGAGAAAUCCUGGACAGAGUCCAAACAGAGUGACACACUACACUACAGCACCAUGCCUUUGUACUAUAGCAGGAGUCCCUUAUAGACCAACACUGAGUAACACACUUGAGAAGUGGGGAAGGGUUAUUGGUGGUGAAAGAGGGGAUAUGACAUGUACAUUGGAAAGUAUGGUUGAGGCCUUGUAAAUUUGGGCAUCUCGAAAUGGAAUGCUGAAAAAAGGUGAUUGUCUAAAAAGGAUUUAAUAAAUAUUUAUUUGCCCUUGUA